CAGGAGGCGACGAACUCCGCCGGUCCCCUGGUCACCAGAGCGACGAGCAUCAUCGAUUGCAAUCGAUUCACAUAGUGCAUCAUCGCCCACCUCCUGGCUGUGACAAUCUACCUCGAAGACACUGGUGGGACCAUCAAUCAUAUCAGGACGUCACCAGCAGUCCGAUGCGUGCAUCUCAUUCAUAAUUCACGGUAGUAGCGCGAUUGUAGAUUAAAACCACUGUCGUCUGUGCACCUUCCACGGAUGGGGCAAUCACACAAUUACACGAACUCUCUCUGAGAAGUCUCAUUCUGUGAAGCCCUCUUGCCGUGGCCGGCAGUCCUCGACGUUGGCAUCAAGCUCCUGAACACACCGCUGCUGCCAUGCCCAAUAACGCAUCGAGAUUCACAUGCAUGGAGUCAUGCGAAUUGGUUACAUAAGAUUUAUACAAAAUUAUCUGCAAAUAAUAUGCAGGCUGGCUGCCUACGUGUAUAUAUUUUACCUCAAUUUUAUGAAAUCGUUUGAAUGUAGAGGGAUUUCCCCCAUUGUCAUGUUUUCCCUCUGAUCUGGCAACCGGAGUGGGGACGGAAGCCGCCUCGGAGGGACUGGACGUGAGUGAGGCGCCGAGACCACGGCAUUCAAACAUUACAUUACCUCAUUAUUACAUUACCUUACACGGCGAUUAUUACAACAACAAUAGGAACACAAUUGUCAUUGCAUACGUAGCAAUGAUAAAUGUUACGAGUCUUGUCGUGAGUGAGCAGGAGUCAUGGCUUGCAGUGGGAUGAUGCAGGAGUGCCCUCUGCUUGUGCGGCUGAACCAAGAGGGAACCCUCUAUGAUGGCUUCAUCACCGUCAGGGAAAGAGAUUUUAGGUUGCAUGUUGCACUUCCACCAGAUGGCCAAGUGAGAAAUGCAAGGCUGCACUGCAGCUGGCAGCUCAAGCAGGCACUCCGAGGCCACCAAGCACUUGUGAAGCAGAGGCUAGAACAAAGCCAGUCCUUAGAAGACUUCAUCGUGGAGCUAAAGAUGAUCUUGGAGACUUCUUUAAGGAGCAAAAGAGCACUGCACGCGCCACCACCUCCUUCUUACUACUCGCGGCUCAUUGGAGAAAUUGAGGCCCUGGGAUGGGAAACGCUAACUUUCAUCGACCCCAACUUCAGCACUAUUGGGUUCAGCUUCUGGGACACAAGUGGACGCCCGCAUACCAUCACCCUCAACCUGAAGCCACAGUACCCUGUUGAGGCUCCAGAAUGCUUGGUUGAUAUCCCUGUGACAUUUGACCUUCACUGGACCCCACAAAGCAGCCUGGCUACCAUGCAAAGUCAUUUCCUGACAGCCGUGGAAGCCCUGAAGGAUUUCUGGGACACGAUGGAUGAGAUCGACCGGAACACCUGGGUGCUGGAACCCGAGAAGCCCUCCCGUGCUUCCACUACACGCCGCAUCGCCAUUGGCAAUAGUGCAUCGCUGCACCUGGAGGUGGACCCACAGCAUCCCAAGACGUUUCCCGAAUGUCGCUUCCUAGGUGCUGACCACGUGGUCACCCCUCUAAGGAACAAGCUCAGUGCAAACAUGCAUCAUUGGCACCCUGAAGCCUCAGUAUUGCACAACCUGCUCCACCUGCUGGAGAUUGAGCUUCCUUCGCCCGCAACCCACAACAAGGCCGACUUCAGUAUGGAGUGUGGCAUCUGUUAUGCAUACCGGCUGGAAGGUGCAAUCCCUGACCAGGUGUGCGACGAGCCUCGGUGUGGUCAGCCCUUCCACCAGGCCUGCCUUUACGAGUGGCUGAGGUCUCUUCCCUCGUGCACACAGAGCUUCAACGUCGUGUUUGGAAAGUGUCCUUACUGCAGCAAGCCCAUUACAUUGAAGUUGGGUCCAAACACCACAUAAGUAGUUCCGAGUGAGAAACUGGUAUUCAAUGUGAAUGUUCCCCAGUUCUGGGGUGUUAAAAUGAAUUUUGUUACUUCAAAGCAAUACAAUUCUCCACAGAAGACACGUGUGCGCCUGUUAUCACACCAUGCCAAUGAGUUGCCAGUUCUAAUUCUAAAUAGAUUUUUGGUUUAGGCCACGUGAUGAUCUGGCAACAUUUCUGCUGUAAGACUCUCCACCACCCAACAUAACCAAUCAUUAAAUCGACUACAGAUAUUUGACCAAACCAUUACGUGGUCUGACUCAAAACACAAUUAUAAAUGAUUAUGGCUGCAAAAUCUACAUGUUAAGAGUUCCUAGUUUAAGCACAUGGCAGUGCAUAUGCUUUCGGAAUUUAUAAAAUACAAUUUUUUUUAUUUGUAUGAAGUCGAGAACACUUUGAUGGUUGAAUUUGUUAUAGAUGUAUAGUGUACUCUAAUGGUGGAUUGCAGAUUGUGUGAAUCAGUGCUGAAAUAAACCUUUUGUAAAUGUUGCCGCUUCAUUUAUGCAUAUUGUAAUCAUGCUCUUACCCAUUCUUGUUAAGUACUGUUUGUUCUGUUUGAGAAAUGUAGUUUAAUUUCAAAUGUGGUUAAUUCAAGAUGGAUUUUAUUUAAUACAAAACAUUGAAAUAUGGAAUGAUACAUUGUACUUUAUACCACAUUAGAUGUGAAGGUCAGUGAGCUUAGACGGAUUUUGUUGUGUUUGUGUAAGCUACGCUUCAGUACCUGUACACCCAAACCAUGUCUUGACAAUGGUGUGGGAAUGGAGUUGGGAAGGCAUUUAUUUGCCUUCCCCACCAACAUUUGAAUUGAGGAAAUCAUAUACUUGUGCCCUCAAAAUAAUGCGGGCGGAUAUAAUUGUACCACAUAUAAUAGCGAUUUGUUGUGCCCUGCGUCUCCACACUGCGGGAACUUGGCGUUCCAGGAAAUAUCGGUUUAGUGCAUUAAUGCACAACUGCUGUAGCAUUGGAUUGUUUGUUCCAGAAUUGGAUUGUAAUAUUUGUGGUUCCGUUGGUGUUCUCCUUUCUACCUUUUAAUGUAAAUAAAACCUAACAUCAAAGCAAUAUUAAUA
Molecule: messenger RNA, 2956 nt
Organism: Petromyzon marinus (sea lamprey)
Lineage: Eukaryota; Metazoa; Chordata; Hyperoartia; Petromyzontiformes; Petromyzontidae
Gene: FANCL
Product: FA complementation group L
Biological process (GO): protein monoubiquitination; interstrand cross-link repair
Cellular component (GO): Fanconi anaemia nuclear complex; nucleus
Molecular function (GO): ubiquitin protein ligase activity
Source: RefSeq, a predicted model, not a curated record